This is a messenger RNA of Hypoxylon fragiforme, 1768 nucleotides long. RefSeq lists its product as uncharacterized. NCBI's taxonomy places the organism in Eukaryota, Fungi, Ascomycota, Sordariomycetes, Xylariales, Hypoxylaceae. The coding region runs from base 1 to 1116 and encodes 371 amino acids. The record is from RefSeq and is a predicted model, not a curated record. The transcript has 3 exons.
AUGUCAAUCAUUCGUCGCAUGGUCGUCGGCUCUACUAUGCUUGUCUCCUUUCACAAAUCUACCAUCGGUUGCUGCUCGCUGCUCCUCGCUGAAGAAGAUGACCUAACAGCCUCGGGGAAGCCCCAGAGAAGCUACCUGCGAGCUUCCCCAUGGCUGCGUAGACGGCAGCAGCAGCGGAGCUUCGGUGGGACGAUAGAGACGAAGCCGACGAAUAGCUUUGAUGGAAGUAGUGAAGAUGAAGAGGAGGACAUUCGCUCAGGACACUCUCUUCACUCAAACUCCAGCCCGAGUCCGAAGAUAUCUCGUGGGCAUCCUCGUCCUCUCCACCCGGGUUCAUCGACGCGGGCGAGAAGGAGUACUUCAAGCGUUGUCAAGGAUAAAGUUGAAGAAGAGUCCCAUCAUCCCGCGGCCGUCUGCCUCUGGGGGCCAGACGAGGCGAUGAAGUUGCUCUUAACUGGGAGUUUCCGCUUGCGGAUAGUUUCGCCAACAUAUCCUUUACCACUCCGCAACACAGACUCGUUAGCGUCGGUUCGACCCAACGCCAACCUCAUCGGUUGCUGCUCGCGCCCAUUGCAAACAUGGGGGCUUCGGGGAGCAGCGGAGAACCAUCCCAUGGCUCCCCGUGGCCGCGUGGGCGGCGGCGGCGGGCAGCAGAAAACUUCCAAGGGACAACGAAGGCGACGAAGGGCUUCUGUCUUCCCCGCCACAGCCACAUCAAUGACAACCGCAAUGAAACUGGCAACAGCAAUGGCAACGACAACGAAGCUACCCCAGAGCGUGAAGGAGGUCGUGACGUCUCUGCAGCCGCAGACUGCUCGUCGUUCGGGAAUUCCCAAAGCCCCGACGAUCGUCGGUUCUGCUCGGCUCUGCUUGGGUCUACUUGAACAAUUUCCCAUCGGCUGCUGCUCGCUGCCCACUGCCACCCCACGGCCUCCCCGUGGCCGCGUGGGCGGCAACGUCAAUGGGCACCAACCAAGUUCGGUUUGGCGCAGAGCUACCAUUCUUACCUCGAGCUUGAAGUCGCCAACGAAAAAGGCGAGAAGUCAACCGUGUGCCUCGACACCGGUACAUCAAACAGAAUGGUCUGCCGCCAAUGGUCGGACGACUUUAUCGUAAACUACAACUGGUAGCACCCUCUCCUGAGGCGCGUCCCAAACCAUACCAAUUCUUAAGCCUCAGACUACGAUCACAUAUUCACACCAUAUGUUCAGCCUGCCCCGCGCCCGGUGGGUGGCGGACCGGACGCGCACGCUGUGCAACUCCCACUUCAAUCCGACCUCCUGCCAAUCUGUUCUAGCAUGCCCUGCGUCCGGUCCGACACUAUCCGGGCGCGCACGCUGUUCACCUACCACUUUAACUUGCGACCUCCCAUUACCUCUUGGCAUGCCCUGCGUCCGACCCGGCACAAGUCAGGCUGCGCGUGACCAAGGCCACAUCAAGGAUGGCAUCCGAACAGGACAACGUCCUGCAAGUAGCGGCAUUCCUCCGGUUAAAUGGAAGACGACGAAGCCAACGAAGAUUUUGUCUUCUUUGCCACGGUAACGGUAACGACAAAGACAACGACAACGACAACGACGACAGCAAUGGAAACAAUGGAAGUGGCAAUAACCAGAAACACCCUCUCAACGUGGAAACGGGCUGUGGCAAGUAUCCAUAACAGCAAAGUGUUCGUCGUUCAAGAAUGCACAAAUACCUCACCCAAAAGAUGAUUGGGUCUGCUUGGGUCUGCUUGACCGAAUCUCUUCUAGUAAUCCGUUCCUGCUCAUUG